Messenger RNA from Perkinsus marinus ATCC 50983, 501 nucleotides. RefSeq lists its product as hypothetical. NCBI's taxonomy places the organism in Eukaryota, Perkinsozoa, Perkinsida, Perkinsidae. Bases 1 to 501 code for a protein of 166 amino acids. The record is from RefSeq and is a predicted model, not a curated record. The transcript has 5 exons.
AUGGCAUCAGAUAUCACUUCUUCAGCGAAGCCUCUAUCCGUGACAUUGCGAGGAACAGAGCAAGGUCUGGUCGGUGACGGCACCUGUUAUGAACACAGCUUCCCUCGAUACGACAAGGCAUACCUCGGUCUCAAUAGCGAGACGCCACUGGUGUUCACGGAAGCUGGGCAAAAGGGCCUCCGCGCGCCAUGGGACUCGUGUACUAAGGACCAACCCAUGGUCCAUCCUCUGAACACGAGUCGACUCCGUGCCGACUACCCCCGAAGCUUCGCAGCCAUGAACGGCCUGCAACCCUAUGGGAACACGAAGGCACGGCUCUUCCCCGAUGAUGGAGAUCCGAUCAACCCUCGACUACUCCCACACGCCCUAACAGUUGUGGAAAUGCUCAGUCCUGAAUGUGCCAAGCAGCUAGCCCCAAAGCUCAGAGCCUCUCAAGAAAGGCUCUCGGGACAGUCCAGGAACCUUGGACCCGCUGGUCAAGUUAAAGCUGUCAUAUCAUAG